Castor canadensis (American beaver) is the source of this 1901-nucleotide messenger RNA. RefSeq names its product PIH1 domain containing 2 (gene Pih1d2). Gene Ontology annotation, biological process: rRNA processing; box C/D snoRNP assembly. Lineage: Eukaryota; Metazoa; Chordata; Mammalia; Rodentia; Castoridae. The record is from RefSeq and is a predicted model, not a curated record. Gene Ontology annotation, cellular component: ribonucleoprotein complex; cytoplasm; R2TP complex.
CGCUUUCUUGGAAAAGGAGUCCGGCCCAGCUGAAAAGCAAGCUCGGCCUCUGGAGGAGGAGAUUCCGGAACUGGAGUCUUGUCUUUCCACAGGCUUCAGAGACCCAUCUAAGCACCAAUCAUGAAGACAUCCUCAAAGGAUCUGCUGACUCAAAUUUCUCAAUUCUGGAACCUCCUAGAUGAUCUAGCUGAGAGUGACCCUGAGCGUUAUAAGAACUUCAUUCAACAGGAGCUGAAAGAGGGAAGAGAUCUCUGUGAUGGCCCAGAACCACAGCUCUGUCUACAGACCAGGAUUCUAAAACCAAAAGAAAAAAUACUUUUUAUCAACCUAUGUCAGUGGAAAAGGAUCCCAGCUCCCCAAUCAGCUACUCAUCCAGUACCUAUAAGUGUUGGCAAACCAGAAGAUAUCUCUGAGACAUCAGAUGUUUAUAUAAUCAUCAAUGUUGCCUACAGUCCUGGUGUUCUCCAGGCAGCAGAAAAGGAUCAAGUAAAAACAGAUCAAUUAAUAAAGAUGGCCAUGAAAUGCAUUGAGGAGAGAUUUCAGUUCACUCUCUCACACUCUUACCAUGUUACUGAAUUUAGGAUAAAAGGAAGCAUUCAAAGAAUGAAACAAAAUUUGAUGGGAAUCCCAACUGGCAUCACAGAUUUAAGACAGGAAAUAAGAAAUGAGAAUAUUCUUGAACAGAUGAGCAGUACUGUGAGUGAGCCAGAUCACUUUCCUCAACUGCUACUGCCAAAAGAGCAAGUUUCAGACAAAGCAAGAUGUCUUAUAGAAGAGAUUUCUAGUACUGACCUCCAGGUGGAGAUGAAGACACCAGCCUAUGAAUUAAAAAUUGUGAAAGAUCAGAGUGAGAAACCUCUGAAAAUUGAACUGCAAGUUGAAUUACCUGGUGUUAAUUCAGUCUCUUUCUGUGACCUUCGUGUUUCUGAAGAUGAUUUACUGAUGGAAGUCUCUGAGAAGUACAGAUUACACCUGAAUCUUCCAAAAUCUGUUGACACUGAAAUGACAACAGCAAAAUUUAUCAGAGACAAAUCUACAUUAAUCAUCACAAUGCCACUGGUGUAAAACAACAGCAUCAUGUUUUGGGUUUAAAGUGUGAUAUGUUAUGUGAAUUACUGGACCAGCAUUAUCAGUAAAGAGGUAGUGGUUUAUCUUAAACAUUAACUCCACAUUGUUGAAGAGCUCCCUUUGCUGGGAUGGAAUUUUACCCUUCAUUUGAUAUAUGUUUAAUUUUUUCUUCUUCUCAACCCUGACAUCAUCCAGAAACUUAAAACAAGAUAGCCAUGAGGUGCUUGUUUUAAAGACUAUUGUAGCAAUCUUAAAUGACAGAAAAUAACAUUUGGGAAAUUUUUAAUUGUUUUUAAGUAAUAUAUGGGAACUCUUAGUUUAUGCUUAAAAAAAUGGAUCUCUAAUAAAUUUUUGCAUCAGGAGAAAAUUCCAGACUCUGCAAAAAAUUUCUUAUCACUAGGAUGGCCUAUAGCAGUGAAAACUUCCUGAAGCAACAAAGAAACUGGGCCAAAUAAAUCUAUGCUUCUAUGAACUUCUGUAUUCCAAUAAUACAGCUCUGCCCACCAUCUACACUACACAGCCAGACCUUUUUACCAGAUGGGGACUUGAAUGUGGAUUGGGCACAAUGACACUAACAGCAAUUGGAUGUGACUGCACAUCAUAAACAAAAUAUAGCCACAUCUCUAACUUGAGAAAGAUCUGACUUUGGGACAAGUGAGCUUCUCCUACACUUUUCAGCUUCCAUACCUCUCUUUGAAGCUAUAAAAUACAAAGGUUCCAAUAUCUAAUUUGUAUUCCAAUUUAGCAAUAUGCACAUCAAACUUCAAACAUCCUGAUUUUCCUAGAUUAAAAAAACCCACAGGUUCCUUUUAAUUACUAGUGUCUACUUCAAA